Messenger RNA from Neltuma alba, 1012 nucleotides. RefSeq lists its product as uncharacterized. The transcript is spliced from 2 exons. The record is from RefSeq and is a predicted model, not a curated record. Bases 84 to 830 code for a protein of 248 amino acids. Lineage: Eukaryota; Viridiplantae; Streptophyta; Magnoliopsida; Fabales; Fabaceae.
UAUCCUUUUCUCUCUCCGAAUCUCUCUUUCUUUCUCUCUUCCUCGGCUUCUCCUUCUGAGGGCGAAGUUGCUCCGUGAAAGUUAUGAUGGCUGCCGACGUAAGUUCUCUGGUUCGUGUUCUUGCUGGUGGUGGGUACAAGGACGACAAGCACCGGACGGUGGGAAAUGAAUCGAAUAGUGAGAGAUCUCCGGUUCUGAUUACUCGGGACUUGCUUGGCGGGUCCUCUAAAUCUGUUGUUGAAUCUCAGGAAUUGGACCUCGACUUGCAAGUACCUAGUGGCUGGGAGAAGCGCCUAGACCUCAAGUCGGGGAAAGUCUAUAUUCAACGGUGCAACUCUUUAAGCCAAUCAGCGUCAGAACACAAACUCAAUUCGAGUCCUUCGGGUCCAAAACUUCAGGACCUAAACAGCCCUCCUUCUCCAUCAAAACUAUCUCUGAACCUAUUUGAUGAUAAAAGCUUAGACUUGAAGUUGUUCUCUUCUUCAUUGCCAUCAACCAAUUACCAAAGUGUAUGCACCCUUGACAAGGUGAAAUCAGCCCUGGAAAGAGCAGAGAAAGAGCCUAUGAAGAAACGAACGACAGCUUCAUUCUGGAAAUCUUCGGCCUUGUCGUCGCCAUCGCCUUCAUAUUCGUCUUCAUCCUCUUCCAUGAGAGAAACCCAGGAAGAAGAAAGUGAAGAGAAGUUGUCAUCUCCACUUGCAGCAGGGUGUCCUGGUUGCUUAUCAUACGUUUUGAUAAUGAAGAACAAUCCCAGGUGUCCUAGGUGUAACUCUGUUGUUCCUUUUCCAUCCAUGAAGAAACCUAGGAUUGACCUCAAUAUCUCAAUUUGAGAGGGGAUUCUGGAUUAUUAGUGAUUGCUUCUUUCAUAAUUUUGUAAAUGAUAGAUAAGUUUAGGCUGUUCAAGGAUAGGGAUUCUGUUCCCAGAAUAUUACCCGGGGUUUAUGUAUAUUGCAAAAUUAUUGCUAUUUUGCUAACAAAGCUAAUAGAAAAAUUUCCAAUUUCUACAAUGCUA